Molecule: messenger RNA, 2917 nt
Organism: Lagenorhynchus albirostris (white-beaked dolphin)
Lineage: Eukaryota; Metazoa; Chordata; Mammalia; Artiodactyla; Delphinidae
Gene: CIP2A
Product: cellular inhibitor of PP2A
Exons: 21
Coding region: 80-2806 (908 amino acids)
Source: RefSeq, a predicted model, not a curated record
UUUAAAAAGCGCGGGUCAAGCUAGAGAACCGAGCUGGCACGGUGGUGGUAACCCCGAAGCGGGACUGUGGCGGGUCCUGAUGGACAACACCGCCUGCUUGAAGUCCUUGCUUCUGACCAUUAGUCAGUAUAAAGCAGUUAAGUCGGAAGCGAACGCCACCCAGCUUUUGCGGCACUUGGAGGUAAUUUCUGGACAGAAGCUCACCCGAUUGUUUACAUCAAAUCACAUACUACCAAGUGAAUGCUUAAGUUGCCUUGUAGAGCUACUUGAAGACCCAAACAUAAGUGCUUCACUGAUAUUAAGUAUCGUCAGUUUGCUAUCUCAACUAGCUGUAGACAAUGAAACCAGAGACUGUCUUCAGAAUACGUACAGCCUGAAUAGUGUGCUGGCAGGAGUGGUUUGUCGGAGCAGUACUUGCCACAGUGAUUCAGUGUUUUUGCAGUGCAUUCAGCUUCUGCAGAGGUUAACAUAUAACGUCAAAAUUUUGCAUUCUGGUGCCAAUAUAGAUGAAUUAAUUACAUUCCUGAUUGAUCAUAUUCAGUCUUCUGAAGAUGAGUUGACAAUGCCUUGUCUAGGAUUAUUGGCAAAUCUUUGUCGGCACAAUCUUUCUGUUCAAACACACAUAAAGACUUUGAAUAAUGUGAAAUCUUUUUAUCGAACUCUUAUAAGCUUCCUGGCCCAUAGUAGUUUAACUGUGGUUGUGUUUGCACUUUCAAUAUUAUCCAGUUUGACAUUAAACGAAGAGGUUGGGGAAAAGCUGUUCCAUGCUCGAAACAUUCAUCAGACUUUUCAACUAAUAUUUAAUAUUCUCAUAAAUGGUGAUGGCACACUAACUAGAAAGUAUUCAGUUGAUCUACUGAUGGAUCUUCUUAAGAAUCCUAAAAUUGCUGAUUAUCUUAUCAGGUAUGAACACUUUUCUUCAUGUCUUAAUCAAGUAUUAGGUCUUCUUAAUGGAAAGGAUCCUGAUUCUUCUUCAAAGGUUUUAGAAUUACUUCUUGCGUUCUGUUCAGUGACUCAGCUGCGCCAUGUGCUUACGCAGAUGAUAUUUGAACAGCCUCCAUCUGGCAGCACCAUUCUGGGAAGCCGUUCUAAGUGUUUAGAACCUCCUGUAGCUCUACUUCGUUGGUCAAGCCAACCUUUGGAUGGAUCAGAAAACUGUUCUAUUUUAGCACUGGAGUUGUUCAAGGAAAUAUUUGAGGAUGUCAUAGAUACUGCUAACUGUUCCUCAGCUGACCGUUUUGUGACCCUUCUGCUGCCUACAUUCCUUGAUCAGCUUCAGUUCACAGAACAAAAUCUAGAUGAGGCCUUAAUAAGGAAAAAAUGUGAAAGGAUGGUCAAGGCCAUUGAAGUUUUGUUAACUCUGUGUGGAGAUGAUGCUCUAAAAAUGCAUAUUGCAAAAAUUCUGACAACUAUCAAAUGUACCACUCUGAUAGAGCAACAAUUUACAUAUGGCAAGAUUGAUCUGGGGUUUGGAACAAAGGUAGCAGAUUCUGAAUUGUGCAAACUUGCUGCUGAUGUAAUUUUGAAAACUCUUGAUUUGAUGAACAAACUUAAACAGUUGGUUCCUGGUAUGGAAGUAAGCUUCUACAAAAUCCUUCAGGAUCCUCGCCUGAUUACUCCCUUGGCUUUUGCUUUAACAUCAGACCGUAGAGAACAAGUACAGUCUGGAUUGGGAAUAUUAUUGGAAGCUGCUCCACUGCCAGAUUUUCCUGCAUUAGUGCUUGGAGAAAGUAUAGCAGCAAACAACACCUAUAGACAACAGGAAACAGAACAUAUGCCCAGAAGAAUGCCUUUGCAAUCAUUGAAUCACAGUUUUCCAACAUCAGUAAAAUGCUUAACUCCUCCACUUUUGAAAGAUAGAGUUCCUGGAUUGAACAUUGAGGAAUUAAUAGAGAAGCUUCAGUCUGGAGUUGUGGUAAAGGAUGAGAUUAAUGAUGUGAGAAUAUCUGACAUAAUGGAUGUAUAUGAGAUGAAACUAUCCACAUUAGCUUCCAAAGAAAGCAGGCUACAAGAUCUCUUGGAAGCAAAAGCUCUGGCCCUUGCACAAGCUGAUAGACUGAUUGCUCAAUAUCGCUGUCAAAGAACUCAAGCUGAGACAGAAGCACGGACACUUGCUAAUAUGUUGAGAGAAGUUGAGAGAAAAAAUGAAGAGCUUGGUUUGUUGCUGAAGUCACAGGAGGUUGAAUCAGAAAGAGCCCAGAGUGAUAUUGAGCAUCUCUUUCAACAUAAUAGGAAGUUAGAGUCUGUGGCUGAAGAACACGAAGUACUGACAAAAUCCUACAUGGAACUUCUUCAAAGGAAUGAAACUGUUGAGAAGAAGAACAAAGAUUUACAGGUCACGUGUGAUUCUCUAAAUAAACAAAUUGAGAGUGUGAAAAAGUUGAAUGAGUCACUCAAGCAACAAAAUGAAAAAACUAUUGCCCAUCUAAUAGAGAAAGAAGAACAGAGAAAAGAAGUACAGAACCAACUGGUAGACAGAGAAUGUAAGCUAGCAAACCUGGCACAAAAAAUAAAAGUACAAGAAGAAAAGAUUGAAGUCUUACAAAGAGAAACGGAAGAUAAAGAAGAAGCCAUUGGUGUCCUUAGAAAAGAGUUAAAUAGAACAGAUCAGAUAAGAAAAGAAUUGAGCAUUAAGGCUUCCUCCCUAGAAGUUCAGAAGGCUCAGUUAGAAGGUCGUUUGGAAGAGAAAGAGUCCCUGGUGAAACUUCAGCAAGAGGAGUUGAACAAACACUCUCAUAUGAUAGCAAUGAUCCACAGUUUAAGUGGUGGGAAAACAAAUCCAGAAACUGUGAAUCUCAGUAUAUAGAUAUUAUGUAUUUUUCUACUGGGAAGGUGGGGUAGGAAAGGUAAUUUGUGACUCCAAAACAAGAACAAAUUAUUAUCUAAUUAUUAAUUUAGUAAAGAACCUGAUCUGAUA